Messenger RNA from Aspergillus campestris IBT 28561, 2801 nucleotides. RefSeq names its product putative meiosis specific protein Hop1. Gene Ontology annotation, cellular component: nucleus. NCBI's taxonomy places the organism in Eukaryota, Fungi, Ascomycota, Eurotiomycetes, Eurotiales, Aspergillaceae. The transcript has 10 exons. The coding region runs from base 142 to 2607 and encodes 821 amino acids. Gene Ontology annotation, biological process: meiotic recombination checkpoint signaling; synaptonemal complex assembly. The record is from RefSeq and is a predicted model, not a curated record.
AUGAUCCCGGUCCCUGCUCGCUCACCCAUAGCUGUGGAUUCCUCUUAGCCUUCUAUACUGUUUCUUUCAUCCUUCUAUCCCUUUCCUUUGCGAUUGUCUCUCCCUGUGCUGUCCUCACCUCGAGUUUCCCACCCCCCCAACAUGGUUCGCACCAGGCCGACUGGCCCCGCUUCGGCGGUCCAGUUGCAGCCCGUCAAACUGAUCCAGCCCAUCGUUGCAGAAAGUAAGAUAGCACCGCGGUCCAAGGCCCAAACCCAGGUCGCUGCACCGCCGACGUUGACGACGACCCAUGAAUCCCUGGCUCUCCAACAGCAGCAAAGCCUGGAGAUGGUCCAGAUCAUGCUGCACGUAUCGCUCGGAACAUUGUUCUAUCUGCGCGAGCUCUUACCGCUUCCAUGUUUCGAUGACCGAGAUCUGAAGAAAGCCCAGAAGACGAAUGAACUUUCAUACAGCGAGUUCAUUCACGAACCCCCCACCCAGGACAGCCCGGAAGGUCGUCCCGAAGUCCCGUUCGGCGCGGGGAGGCGGGGCCAGCCGUUGAAGAUCAUCGUCCGAGGGGCCGAUCCCAACGCGGAAAUGAUCCUAAACCUCUUGGAAAAUGGCAUCUUUGACGCGCUGCGUAAGAACGUGCUGGAAGCCGUCCAAUUGACCAUCCUGGUCGACAAGGACACCCCCGAAAAUGUACUAGAGUCCUACACCUUCUCUUUCAAGUACACCGGUGCUGCCGGCGACAUGAACAGCCGUCUAGAAAGGUUGUCGAUUGACCCGGUGGGCUGUGUCGCCGACAUGAAGACCGCACAGACGGCCCGCAUCGGCCUGGAAACCAUCAUCAGGCGCCUGAUCACGCUAAGUGCCUUUCUUCCCACGCUGCCAAACAAGCGCCACCUGGGAGUACACUUGUUCUAUACCGAGGAUUGCCCGAGUGACUACGAGCCCCCUGGCUUUGUUGGAGGGCGCAAUGAGACUAUUAAGUAUCCAUUCAGUGAGAAUUGGCAUAAGGAAUCUCAGCCAUGCGGCACAAUGGACAGCGGAUGGCACACUGUGGGUCUGAAGGUAACCUCCCUGAAAUGGACGGGCCCGGACCCGGGCGCAUUCGAAGCACCGCCUCAGGUACCUAUGGACAUGGAGUACAGUGAUACCGCGCAGCGAUCCGAUGAUAUUGGAUUCCCCGAGGAUGUAUCCCGUGGGAAAGAGAGCCCGACCAACGCCUCCGCCAAGGAUAACUCGCAGUCAAGUGCAGACCAGCAGAUGGAACUGGAGUCACCCCACGAAGAACAGAGUUCCCAGGAAGCAGCACAAGCCGGUCAGAAAAUUGUGGAAAGCAUGUCACCAACACGACCCGAGAUACCCCCGGAGUCAUUCGACUCGGAGGAGGCAACUCAGGAUAAGGCGGAAAGGAUUAAACUGCAGAUGAUGUUGCCGACCCAAGAGGCUCCUGGUCCCGAUAGUGCCCUUAUCCCUACACAGCCAAUUCAGUCCGAUAUCCUGUCUGAAAAGGACACCCCUGCGCCGGUCGAACAAAACAAGAGUAGGUUGAAGCAAAUCAAAGUCGACAAGAUCAGAGAGCAUGCCCGCGGGCAGAUACGUGACCGCCAGGGCAAUCAGGAACAAGAUCAAGCCUCCGUCAAGUGUCAAUGUGGCUGGGAGGGCGAAGAGAAAGCAAUGGUACGAUGUUCUUUCUGCCAUACCCAACAGCAUGCGCUGUGUUAUGGCUUCGAAGGUCCAACCGAUCCACGCAUACCUGAUGUGCACGCAUGCUACCAAUGCCUGCUGGAGCCGAACGAGCCGCAGUUGCUUCGAGAAAUGAAUAACCAGGUGUUAUUACGAAGGGCGCUUAGAAUUAUAAUUGACGAAGGAUUUCCCAGCACGACAUCGGCCUUUACUCAGAAGCUCCACUGCAACGGCCAAACCGUCGUCCAAAUCACCGAUCUCCUGAAGAAACAGAAGUUGCUGCUGCCAACCCAGGGGUACAAAAUGAAGGGGUUUGUACGAAAAGGGCUGCCGAAAUUCUAUAUACCAAGCUCAGACGAUGUCCGCGAGCGGAUACACAAGGAAAUCAUGGACCCGAUGGUCAAGAUUGGGCAGCAUUAUAACCAGAACGCGCCAGACAAACCCGUCGAGGCACCAGAUCGAGCCAAUACCCCGAAGAACCCCUCCAUCGACAACUUCAUCCCGCGCGAGAACGAACAACCCGUUGGCGAAGAGGGAGCUCAAAAACCGCAAGUUUACACCAAUGGAUCCGAACCACCAACCCCAGAGCCACAAACCCGCAAAAGAAGAAUAACCCCAGAUAUACCCGACGACACAUCCGGCACGGACGACCUCGAAAAGACCGACAUCACGCCCCAAGCAACUCAACCAAACCACAGCCUUCCCAACGGGCCUGAGCCUGGAAAGAAACCCGCCCGUCGCUCAGGCAUGUCCGCCGACGACCGCCUCAUCACAUCGCAGAAUAUUCCAGAGAGUUCCGAAGAAACAGGCGGCGAUAGUCCCCGACGCAGCCACCGCAAACGACGCAAGGUCAGCAACUUUUCGAAGUUGAUUGAUGUCGGGGCGGACACGAGCGACAAUGAUAGUGGGUUUCAGCCGGGGAGGACUGCACAGUGAGAAGAACGAUCCAGAUUGAUUGAUCUAUCCAGACGGCGGGCUUCGUGGUUAUCUGCUGGAACAGACAGCCGGGUCACUUGAUUUAUAUUCUUUUAUAAUCAUCGGAUGCGUCUCUCAAGCAUGGCGUCAAGGAAAAUCCCCUUUCCCAAGAAAGCAAUAUCACUACCAGUCUGACGAGAAAAAGUAAUUCCCAG